Prorocentrum cordatum is the source of this 609-nucleotide messenger RNA. The record is from the annotation of a GenBank genome assembly. Lineage: Eukaryota; Dinophyceae; Prorocentrales; Prorocentraceae.
AUGAGCCGGUGGCUGCUAUGCUGGACUGUCCUCGUCGCGCUGGACGUCGAAGGUGACAUGCUCGGCAACCACGCGAUCGUCGUCACGGACUCGCGCUGCUGCAGUUACGGAGGCUGCCUCAGCGACGACUGGUACAUUGGGUGCAUGGCGAGCGAGGCACUGUGCUGCAUCGAGGUGGAGUUUUGCUGCAAGUCGCUCUGCUACGUCUGCUGCACAAUCCGCAACGACUCGCCCACCGCGUACUUCGCGUCGCAGGCCCAGGUUUGCUGCAAUUUCGGCGUGGGCGCUAUCUCGUGCGACGAGGAAAUGUCUCACAUCUUCGGCACGUGCGACAUCUUCUGCUAUCCUGUGGCCUUUUGGUUGCUGUUUUUGGGCUUCGACCCUAUCUUCCACCGUGCUGGGUUCGGCGCGUGCGAGAAGGGCGACAUGGUCUAUACAACACGCGGUCGCAUCGGAGCGUCGUCACUUACCAUGCUGGUAUGGGCUACCGUGCCAGGCAUCGAGCCGCAGGCCCAGGCGGGCUGCAGGGUUGGCGCGUCCGCCAUCCCGUGCGGAGUAAUGCCAUGCAAGUUCAGCACGUGCGGUUUCAUCUGCUAUCCUAGAGCCUGA